AGAUUGCUGCACACAGACAACUGAGAAACCCUAUCUAAGACAUAGGAUGGCAAAAACUAUAAAUAACUUCAAAUUCUGCCCUUAUGAAGAUGUAUUAGGAAUUGGAACUAGUAAUGGCUUCACAAGCAUUAUUGUACCAGGCAGCGGUGAGCCGAACUUCGACGCUUUGGAAAGCAAUCCCUUCCAGAAUAAGAAACAGAGAAAGGAAGCUGAAGUCAAAGCUUUGCUUGAUAAGAUUCCUGCUGAACUCAUCACGCUCAAUCCAUUUGAUAUUACUGAAGUUGACGUACCUUCUAUGCAAGAGCAAAUGGAAGCUAAGAAGAAAUUAUUGUAUCUCAAACCUAAGAAAAUGGACUUCACUCCGAGGCACAAGAAGAAGGGCAAAACACAGAUAGCAAGAAAGAAAAUUAUAAAACAAGCUGCCAGAAAGGAAUUCGUGGAACAAGCAAAAGAAGCACAAAAGCUACUCAAUUUGCCCAAACCCCAAAAUGUAAAGAAACAAUCCUUUGGUGUGCUCGACAGAUUUGUACCAACAGUUAAGACUAAGAAAUAAAACAAAUACUUUGUA
This is a messenger RNA of Helicoverpa armigera (cotton bollworm), 568 nucleotides long. Its product is annotated as WD repeat-containing protein 46-like. Gene Ontology annotation, biological process: maturation of SSU-rRNA from tricistronic rRNA transcript (SSU-rRNA, 5.8S rRNA, LSU-rRNA). Gene Ontology annotation, cellular component: 90S preribosome; small-subunit processome; nucleolus. The transcript has 4 exons. Bases 47 to 553 code for a protein of 168 amino acids. The record is from RefSeq and is a predicted model, not a curated record. NCBI's taxonomy places the organism in Eukaryota, Metazoa, Arthropoda, Insecta, Lepidoptera, Noctuidae.